This is a messenger RNA of Thelazia callipaeda (thelaziosis nematode), 1029 nucleotides long. Lineage: Eukaryota; Metazoa; Nematoda; Chromadorea; Rhabditida; Thelaziidae. The record is from the annotation of a GenBank genome assembly.
AUGGAAGAUAUACCGAAGAAUGCAGUGCAUCCAAUUGCUUCAUCUGAACUCAAAUCUACAGAAAAUAAUGAACACAAGAUAAAUUGCACAGUUACCGAAAAUCACAACAAAACUGUCCGUGAGAUCAUGCUAAGUGCUGUGAUCAUGAUUGCAGUAGCAUUUUUUUGGGCAAUGAGUACACAACUUACAAAGACAAUUCUUUUGCUGAAUCCGAAAUACUUUUAUGCUCCAUAUUUUAUGGUUUGGUUUAUGACAAACUUUAUGAUAGCUUCUUAUCCUUGUUAUCUAUCAUUGGCAUUACUUUUUGGUAAUUCAUCGUUGGUUACAAUCCACAAAGAAGCUUUGAUUGUAUAUGGUCAAAAUGUUAACAAAAUAUGGUCAUAUUUUUUGUUAACAAUAUUGUUUCUAUUUUUUUGGAUGCUAGCAAAUUAUGCAUAUUCUCAAUCGCUAGGUCAUAUAUCAGCUAGCGCAUCUUCUUCUAUUAUGAGCUGUAAUACAGCUAUGAUAACUGUAUUAGCUUGGAUUAUUUUGCGUGAUCGCUUCAUUUCCUUUAAACUUAUCUCAGUGGGAGCAGCGAUUGCUGGCGUUGUUAUAAUUUCUGUGGAUAAAGAAUUUGCAGGGGAUUCUUUUGGAGUAUUUUUAUCAAUACUUUCAGCUUUUUCAGCUGCCUUUUACAAAGUUCUUUUCAAGAAGUUUCACGGAAACGCCAGUAUUGGACAAGUCUCAUUAUUCCUUACUGGUUUAGGCCUUCUUAAUUUUUUCUUCAAUUCUAUUCCUGCAUUACUGUUACUUUUAAUGAAGGCUGAGAUUUUUACUUGGUCAGCAGUGCCAUGGAUUCCACUUUUUGGUGUUGCAUUUUUAUCUUAUUUAUUCAAUUUCCUCAUAAAUUUUGGAAUAGUGCUGACGCAUCCACUAAUUAUAUCUAUUGGCAUGUUGCUUGGUAUUCCAAUUAGUGCUGGUAAUUAUUACAUGCAAAUUAUAGCAGGAACAGAGUCCGCCACAACAAAGCUACGAUAUGAAUUGAACUAA